Molecule: messenger RNA, 1587 nt
Organism: Penicillium mononematosum
Lineage: Eukaryota; Fungi; Ascomycota; Eurotiomycetes; Eurotiales; Aspergillaceae
Product: fungal specific transcription factor domain-containing protein
Exons: 7
Coding region: 1-1587 (528 amino acids)
Biological process (GO): positive regulation of transcription by RNA polymerase II
Cellular component (GO): nucleus
Molecular function (GO): transcription cis-regulatory region binding; DNA-binding transcription factor activity
Source: RefSeq, a predicted model, not a curated record
AUGCUCGAUGUGAAUAUUGCGACCAAUCGGGCAAUACCCUACUCGACGCCUGUUGAACCUAUCACUAAUUACGAGGCAAAAGACUCAGAUCCCGAUGGUAUUGACCUGUCCUUUGUCUGGCUAAAGACUACUGUCAACGUUGCCGAGGAAGCCAGUCCGUCCGUAGAGACGCCAUUUGGGGUCUCAGGUGAUGCAUCGACCAGGGCUGCUGAUUCCCCCGACCUUGAGGGCGAUUCUAGGACAGCCGAAUUCCAACUGCACUACUGCAACAGCGAAGACCAAGGCCCAUCUCCAUGUUCAUCCAAAUCAACAGAGGACGGGCAGCUACGAUUAGCUGAGGAAGAAGACAUCGACCUUGGCACUUUCUGUGAAAGGUCGAGUCAACUAGCUACUAUAGAGUCAAGUCCCGUGGCAGCUUCAGACCUCCCCAACACUACUACAUCUAUACCACCGAGCGUACUAUAUAAUAAUAUUUGCCAGCGGUUUGGGCCUAUCCUUGAGAGAUACAACAUGGAAUUCUGCAAGAUCCCUUUAACGUCCGACCUACAGAUGAAUCCGUUUCGAUACCACAGAACCGUCGUCCCGGAACCUAUAUUUCUGGUGCAUGCCGUGAUGGCUUUAGCCGGGCAUCAUGUUGAGAGUCCAUCAGCCGAUAAUCAUCGCCAUACAGCACUAAAACGCCUCCGUGAGAGCCUCAACUCGUCCGGUAAUAUGGAAGAUGGCUCGUCCAUGCUUGAUGCAAUUAUGAUUUUGUUUUCCUUCGACGAAACUCAAUCCACCCUUGGAUACUGGAGUACACAUCUUAAGGGAGCAUAUGGACUCAUCGAAUCGUCCGGUGGAAUCAAAGCAUGGACGACGGCCGCUCGGGCAGAAGCUCAAAUAGGAUUGCUGUUGUGGUGGGAUGCCAUAACCAGUCUCUUGUCCCGGGAAGACUGCGUGUUCCCGUACGCAUACGUCGAAGCGGUCCUGUCGAACCCCGACGAUCGGAAGUGGAAUUUCUUUGACCUCUGUGGGUGCCCGCACAGUGUGGUCACGCUGGUCAUGCAAGUGGCACGUCUGAGCGCCGAAAAACGUCAAUCGUCGUCCAUGCGCCCUCGAGUCCUGGCAUCACAUUCCCCUGCCGCACUUGCCUUCGGUAGCGAAGAGGACAUCCAACAAGAUCAGGAUUGUAUGCACUGCUCGGAGGCAUGGAGAUACGGGCUGCUGCUCUACAUCUACCGCGUUUUCCGAUGGGAGCCGGGAAGCCCAAUUCCAAUGCACGUUGUCCGUUGGGCCCGGGUCAUCGUGGAUCAUGUGGUCGCGUGUCGCGACGAGAAGAUGGUCUCCCGGCAGGCGUUGCUGCCACUCUUCUUCGCGGGCUGCGAACAACGCGAUCGAUCGGUACGGCAGAAGAUCGUCCAGUUCUGCUCGGUGUGGAAUGACCGGACGCGGUAUCAGAUGUUUGGCUGCACCAUCCCGUUGCUUGAAGAAGUAUGGGCGGAGCAGGAGGCGAAGGGCUUUGAAAACGUAUGGUGGGGCCACGUCGUGGAUCGACAACACACCUCCGAGUCUUCUUAUCCGUUGCAAAUGCGGCUUUGCUUUGGAUGA